Molecule: messenger RNA, 1157 nt
Organism: Trachemys scripta elegans
Lineage: Eukaryota; Metazoa; Chordata; Testudines; Emydidae
Gene: GMNN
Product: geminin DNA replication inhibitor
Exons: 7
Coding region: 160-837 (225 amino acids)
Biological process (GO): negative regulation of DNA replication; negative regulation of cell cycle
Cellular component (GO): nucleus
Source: RefSeq, a predicted model, not a curated record
GGGCUUCACGGGAGGAAAGCCGGUCACGAGAGGGCACGUGACCGGAGUCGGUGGCUAUUUAUAGGCCCGCGCGCAGAGCUACUGACCGCUCUGGUGUGCUUCCUCGUAGCGCGCGCGCGGCAGGACGGCUGCAGGGUGAGGAGUCGGCUCUGUAGUCAGAUGAAUUUCAGUAUGAAGCAGAAAUUGGAUGCAGGAAAAGGCUCAGGAACUAUAAAGAAGUACUUCACAGACAAUGCAAACUCAGCCCCAAGACGGACUCUUAAAAUGAUUCAGCCUUCAGCAGCAGGUUGCCUUGUUGGCAGGGUAAAUGAACCUGCUAAAUGUUCAAUCAAAAGGAAACUUUGGAGUGAUCAGCUAAUUGCAAAGACCUGCAAAGCUGAGGUUGUGGACCCAGAACAGAAAAAUGAAAAUCUAAAAGUCACUCAAGCUGUUGAUCUCAUGGUAAAAAAAAAUCCUCCCUCUCGGUAUUGGAAGGAAGUGGCUGAAGAAAGGAGGAAGGCACUGUAUGAAGUGCUUCAGGAAAAUGAAAAGCUGCACGAAGAGAUUGAACAGAAAGAUGGUGAAAUUGCCCGUCUAAAAGAAGAAAAUGAUGAGCUGGUAUUACUUGCAGAACAUGUGCAGUACAUGACAAACAUGAUUGAGAGACUAACUGGGCAGGCACCUGAUGGCCUUGAGUCACUGAAAAAUCUAGACUUGGAGGAAUUUGAGCAGGAGGAUGAAGAGGGUGAUUCUGAGGGUGAUGUAGAUUGUGAUUCUGAAGAGUUGCCGUCACAGGUCUCAUGUGAUUCUAGGGAGACUGCCACAGAUUCAUCUGCAGAGAAAGCUAGAAGUCUGUGAAAACGGCUUGGCAAACUUGAGUGGCCAGUGUGCACAUGGCUUCCUAUCUUAAUUGCUAAAUGACUGUUGGAAGAAUAUACUGCCAAAGUUUACCUCAGAUAAGUUACAAGUCUUGUGGAAGCUUUAAAAGUUCACAAUGGGUUUUAACUGGUAAUAUGUAGCAAUGGAAAUAGCUGUAUACUACCUAAACAAGGUAUUACAGACUGAAUUUGGUCACUUCUAUAAAAUGGAAAUACUAUGUAUUUCUAACUUGUGUAAAUAGUAUCUGUUGCUUUGACAUGAGAAUGUGUACUUGAUAAAUAAACUAAACUCUACCAAAA